AUGAUCACGAAUUCCCCUCAGCUUCCACUCGACGCGAAAGAUCGUCCUGGCACGAACAUCGACAUCGACGCGCACCAGCUGGGAGUCACGCUUCCUGCGGCCGACCGAGAAGAUCUCCGCAAGCUGAACACGAAAGCCGAAGUGCGCACAUGGACACUCCUCAAGGCGGAAGAACACGAACGGCUUGCGCUCGUCUACCGCAGCAUGCACAACACCACCGUCACCCUCAGUAACACCUUCCCUGCCGAGCUCCUAUCCCUCAUCUUCGCCUUCGCAACCGCCCCAGAUGGAUCGACUCCGUCGGAUCGCAUGGCACUGCGGCUGUUGCGCAUUUGUCGCUGCUGGCGCGAGGUUGCGCUGGGAUGCUCCGAGAUCUGGGCCAACGCGCUUGACACUGGGACGUUUCACAUGGGCGAAAUCGGUGAGUAUGAGUACUUCCUCUUCGCCCUCAAGCUUUCCACCCCGCGCCAGCUUGGUUUCCACAUCUCGAGCUUUCCCCAGCAUUUUCUGAGCACCACCCUCCCACAGAACGCUUCCAGAAUCUCCAGAAUGACAAUCAAGAUCACGAGCGAAGACGUCUUCGAGCAGCUGUACUACGCCCUCAAGAGCGGGAUGCCUGUCCUAUGUGACCUUGCUUGCCCCGUG
Messenger RNA from Epithele typhae, 645 nucleotides. RefSeq lists its product as uncharacterized. The record is from RefSeq and is a predicted model, not a curated record. The annotation marks the transcript as partial. NCBI's taxonomy places the organism in Eukaryota, Fungi, Basidiomycota, Agaricomycetes, Polyporales, Epitheliaceae. The transcript has 2 exons.